Colletotrichum abscissum is the source of this 543-nucleotide messenger RNA. RefSeq lists its product as uncharacterized. The record is from RefSeq and is a predicted model, not a curated record. The coding region runs from base 1 to 543 and encodes 180 amino acids. NCBI's taxonomy places the organism in Eukaryota, Fungi, Ascomycota, Sordariomycetes, Glomerellales, Glomerellaceae. The transcript has a single exon.
AUGCCUUCCUCAAGUCAAAAGUCAGACGUCACGUCAUCGCUCUCCAAGCUCUCAAUAAACAGCAGCAAAAAGACACCAUCCACCAAAAAGACCAAAGCACCAGUGGCAGACUCUUGGGAAGAUGAGGACGUAGACGAGGACGACGAUGAAGAAGAGGAGGAGGCCGUGAAGCCCCAAAGCGACGGCGCCAAGGCUCCGCCGCCGACCCCCAUCUCACCAACCUACAACGCCGCAGACAGGUCCUUCCCCAACCCCUACGGCAGCGUUGAUUCCGUUGCUGGUGCCGGCGCGUCCUCGGGUGGCGGUAGUAGUGGCCAGGACGCCGCCUCAUCACGCCCCAGGCCAGAAAAGACAGAUGCCGUGGCCCGUCGCAUGAUUGCUAGCGCCCUGGGCGUAAAGGUGCCCCGGAUGACGGAGGAGCAGAGGGCCUACGACAAGGCUGUCAAGGAGAAGGAGCGGAAACGCAGGGAGGAAGAGAAGGCUGCUGAGAAGCGCCGGCUGGAGGACGCCGAGAAGGCCAAAGUUGCCAUCUGGGAGGACUAG